UUCAGAAGUUAGUCAAACAAAUGUCUGAAUACCAAAGGGAAUUGGAAAUUCGGUUUCAGCUUCACACUACUGUGAUGGUGUAUCAAACGAGAAGACUUGGUCUUCAGAAGAACAUACUUACAAGUUGAAUUUCAAACAUUGGGUUUGAGUGGGACAAACUUUUGGAGAAUGUGCAUUGUUUGAUCAUAAGUGUGACAAAAACUGACAAGCAGGAAGCUUAUGUACUCAGUGAGAGUAGCAUGUUUGUCUCCAAGAGACGUUUCAUUUUGAAGACAUGUGGUACCACCCUCUUACUGCAAGCACUGGUUCCCCUUUUGGAGCUUGCCAGAAAGCACAGUGGGUUUGACUCCAUUCAGAGCUUCUUUUAUUCACGUAAGAAUUUUAUGAAGCCUUCCCACCAGGAGUACCCGCAUAGGAAUUUCCAGGAAGAAGUAGAGUUCCUUAAUGAAAUUUUCCCAAAUGGAGCAGCUUAUUGCAUGGGGCGUAUGAAUUCUGAUUGCUGGUACUUGUACACUCUGGACUUCCCAGAGAAUCGGGUAAUCAAUCAGCCAGAUCAGACACUGGAAAUUCUGAUGAGUGAGCUUGAUCCAGUAGUUAUGGACCAGUUCUACAUGAAAGAUGGUGUUACUGCAAAUGAUGUCACUCGUAUGAGUGGAAUUCGUGACCUGAUACCAGGUUCUGUCAUUGAUGCUACAAUGUUCAAUCCUUGUGGGUAUUCAAUGAAUGGGAUGAAAUCAGAUGGAACUUAUUGGACUAUUCACAUCACUCCAGAACCAGAGUUUUCUUACGUUAGUUUCGAAACCAACAUAAGUCAGACAUCCUAUGAUGAUCUAAUUAGAAAAGUUGUGGAUGUUUUCAAGCCGGGGAAAUUUGUGACCACCCUCUUUGUUAAUCAGAGCUCUAAAUGUCGUACUGUGUCGUCUUCUGCCCAGAAGAUUGAAGGGUUUAAAAUUCUUGACCGCCAGAUUGCUCAGUUCAGUGAUUAUAAUUUUGUUUUUACAAGUUUUGCCAAAAAUCGGCAGCAACAGCAUAGUUGAUUAAGAAUGAAGAAAAAACGCAAAAAGAGAUCCCGUAUAGAAGGUGGUGGCUGCUUUCUAGAUAAUGAUUCAGGGGGCCAUGCUUUCCAUUCCCACCAUCUUGUAGUUGCGGAAAGCCCUAGAUGUAAUCAUAGUAUAAUCAUUUUGAAUUGUAUGCAUUAUUAUAUCAAGAAAUUAGAUAACUUGCAUGAAUGCUCUCUUCUGUGUUUAGGUAUUCUAUGCCACUCUUGCUGUGAAAUUGAAGUGCAUGUAGAGAAAUCUUACUAUAUGAGACAUUACAACACUUGGAAAAAUGAUUCAAAUAGGAUUAUACACAAUACAGUUUUCCUCCAGGUAUCACCAAAAAUUCCCCACAGACAAGGCUUUCGUCCUCAUUAGACUUUGGCCUCAGCCUACUCACUGGGACAGCUCUUUGUUAAUUUGCCACCGGGUACUCUUCAUCUAUGCUCUAAUACCAGUUUCUAGGCCACACUUCUUGGGUUUUUUUUUAUUAUUUAUUUUUUAACCAGUAUGCUCUCUAAUGGAGCUGACUUCUAGUUCACACUUCAGUGUUUGAAGCAAAGUUCCUUUACCUGAUACAGUUAAGAAAGGCAGAACACAGACUACUACAGGUGGUGGGGGAUUUUCUUUUGAGGCAUAAAAUUGCUUAUACUUCUAGUCCUCAAACUCAUGGGAUUUUGUUCAGAAUGACUAAUGGACAAUAUACAGCAAUACUGGAUUAAUGCACUAGCUGUUCACUUCUAGAAGCCUGAGCUGACAUUUUAAUUCAGGUCAUAAUUUGACAACCUCCUUUUGUCCCUUUUUAAUAUGCCAAAGUUGACACUUGUCUAUGUUUCCAAACCACCACACUUCUACAUAUGGCAAUCUAUACUCCCAAAGAGGUCCAAGUUAGAAUAUAGGUGCUUUGGUAGAGUUGUAACAGUUUUGUACAAAGUACCAGUUCAGUCAUGACUUAUUGCUUAUUUUCAGUUCUGCAGUUGUCAACUUUAAGCCAUCUUUAAGGUUGACUUCCUGAGAAGCUGAUGCUCUUAAAUCUACCCAUAGGUAGAACCUAGCAAAAAGAUAGUGGAAUUUACCAGGCUGGGUAUGUUGCUCAGUUUGGGUUUAUUAAUAAUUACUACAUUAAUUGUCAUUUCUAACUGUAAAGAAUGCUUCUAAACUCGUCCAAAUGUCCCUUCACUUUGUUCCAAGCAAAAUCAAUGCCUCUCGUGACUGAAAGUCCUGUAACAUUGUUGUGCAUGUGACUUAUGCUGUAUUGAUGGUGUUGUGACUUCAUCUGUUCCUCCUAAUUAAUGAGGUAAUUUCUUUUACUAUGACUUGAGGGCAUUAAGUAAAUUACUGCAUAGAACAAGAGCUGUCUGGGACACCUGCGGACAGUGAGGUAGAAUGCUAUUCAUAGAAUAUAAAUAAUUCUAGAAGUCACUUAAUGGGUAUUGACUAAAAUGUAGGCUUUAAACAGUUGGCAAACUUGCAGCUGUGUUUGCAGAUACUAUGGGAUUUUUGCAGCUGCAAGACCAGCAAGUCGACUACAAAUUUGACACUUUCCUCUGUCCUUGAAAUAUUGUUUUGACUCUGGAUUGAUGCAAUGGUGGAGUUUAUUUUGUUCCUUCUGUAUUUAAAAAUGAAGCACUUUUUCCCUUUUUUCUUUAGUGUUUCUAUACUAAAAUCCACUUGGUGGGAAAUCAGGUGGUUGGAACAGUUUUGAUUUUAUAUUUUAAGCAUAUUGGUGAUUAAAGAUCUCUACCAGUACUAUCAGUUAUACUGUAAAUGGCACCUAAUGAUUGCUGGUGCCUUACUGAGGACCAAUUUUUUCAUUGUUUUUUGUUGAACAGUGUCCCAACUGAUCUUGACAAUUUGUUGGCUUGAGGUCCUAUAAUGCAAGUAAACAGAAAAUCCCAUUUUUCUGAGAAGUUGGAAAAAAAUACACAAACUUUCUAAAAACAGCCUUGGCUAGAAAAAAAAUGAAAACUGUUUGAAUGAAUUUAUUGAACUAUAUAGGGUGAUCAGGAGAGGGGAAAGCAAGGUGUUAUAAUUUCUCUCUCUGUGGUGUUAGGCUUUUAUCAUUUAAAAAUAUCUGUACCACAACCUAAUGCUUCAAUAAAAGUUUGCUUAAUAAAUUGUUUCUAGUGAUGAUA
This is a messenger RNA of Gavialis gangeticus (Gharial), 3172 nucleotides long. It is a transcript of the gene AMD1, whose product is annotated as adenosylmethionine decarboxylase 1. The coding region runs from base 240 to 1037 and encodes 265 amino acids. Gene Ontology annotation, cellular component: cytosol. The transcript has 9 exons. Lineage: Eukaryota; Metazoa; Chordata; Crocodylia; Gavialidae. Gene Ontology annotation, molecular function: adenosylmethionine decarboxylase activity. The record is from RefSeq and is a predicted model, not a curated record. Gene Ontology annotation, biological process: spermine biosynthetic process; spermidine biosynthetic process.